AUGUCAGAACAUGGUUUGUGUGCAACUUUCGAAUAUCCCCCGAGGAGUGACCUUGUUUCUAGCUGAUUUAUGUGGUACUAUCGAGAAAGCCUUCCCCGACAUAAUGGGGUUACUCGAAGAUUCGGAUGCAGUGAUCCGAAAAGCAAGCCUUGAGCCGGGUGCCAUUCGUGUCAUAAUACCCCUCCUAUCGAGACUGCUAGGCGAUCAGGAUAACAAUUGCAGUCAUAAAGUAUGGAGUAUGGUCCUCGAAUUCGUUGUUGAGGUCCCGUUUGUGUUUGAUACCCACUGUAAUGCAAAGUCAUUUUACAGUUUCAUUCAAGCCCACGGGUACUCGCCUGACAAACACCGUUCCUCUUAUCUCGAUGCGGAGAAGCGACGAAGGAGCCUACGACUCGUUUGCAGAACGUGGGCAAAGCUCAUGAACCGACCAAACCCGCAUUGGGCAGUGGACCAUGCCCUCUCCCCCUCCGAACGAAACUUCGAUCACAUAAAGAGACUGGAUCUUGGAGUCAAACGGAUAUACCCUCGAACAGUGAGGGAACCCCUAACACAACAGCGACGACUCCUUGGCGCUAUCCUUAAAAGUCACAAAUCACUCUCCUCUAUCACCCAUGUGUGCAUUUGCAUAAGUAAUAUCCCAAGAUUCAACGAAGAGAUGAUUUCGUUUCUCCCCCACGUGCGCAAUCUACCUCACCUUCAAACCCUGACCUACAUUGAUCCGGCCAAAGACCUAUCCAGCCUGGGUCUACUGGAGCUGUGUUAUCCCAGAUUUGCAAAUUUGACCGGUCUUUAUAUAAAAGCAGAGAAAUUGCACGGUUCCCUUCGAUUAGAAAGACUAGAGUCUCUCUACUUGGACAUUGAGUCAUACGAUCCUGGCCAGUGGUCGUUCCCCGCUCUUCGUCAUCUUGCCUUGAAGAAAGGAAGCGAAAGCUUUCUUCACCCUUACGGUCUAAACAGCGGCACUUCUCCUCUGGCGGGUAUCUUCACUCAACUCCAGUUGCUCUUCUUCCUUGACCCAUACCUUUAUACUUCUAUAGAUGAGUCAUUCUGGGAAGCGUAUCCGCACCUCGAAAACUUGGGUGUUUCUUCCAACACUCUAGCCAUUCAAUCCAAACCUCCACAUGGUCAUCCACUGAACCAGAUCAGGCUCGCCA
Molecule: messenger RNA, 1154 nt
Organism: Acaulospora colombiana
Lineage: Eukaryota; Fungi; Glomeromycota; Glomeromycetes; Diversisporales; Acaulosporaceae
Source: the annotation of a GenBank genome assembly